AUGCUGGUCUCAUUGACUGUUGGCAAGGUCGACGCAGGUGUCGCCGUCCUCUUGACUGAGGAUAACCGCCUGAUUGAAUUCCCUUCUGUUCUUCUUCCCAACGGGAUCGCCUCUGGCAGCAUCGUGGAUAUCACCGUCGCGCGCAACCACGCAGCCGAGUCAGCCAAUGCAUCCGCCUUUCAAAGUCUCCAGAAACGAAUCCUGAAUACCUACGGUGUGAAGACGCCUUCACCUCCUGUCCUGCGUCUGCGAAAUGCCACGCAGACCUCGCUUGUCCUGGAAUGGGAUCCCAUCGACCUGGCCACGGCCUCCCUGAAAUCGCUGUCUCUAUACCGCAACGGCUCCAAGGCUGGGUCGAUACCCCGCCCCCUCGAAACGCGUAGCACCAAGAUCAGCGGACUGGCGGUCCAUCACGAGUAUACGUUCCAUCUCGUCUUGCGCACAACAGCCGGCACCUAUCAGUCGGAGAAAUUGACGUGCCGGACGCACAAGAUGACCGAUCUGUCCGGUAUCACGGUGACUGCGGGGGUUCUGGAUCCUCAGCGCAAGGAGGCUCUCGGCCACGCAUUGGACCGUAUCGGAGGCAAGCUGAUCGAUUCCGUACGCAUCGAUACGACCCACUUUGUGUGCUCAGAGGGACGGGGUCCGCUGUGGGAGAAGGCCGUGGAGAUGAAUAUCCCCGUGGUGGUGCCCGAGUGGGUGGACGCAUGCGAGUCCGAGGGUACCAUUGUCGGUGUUCGGGAUUACUAUCUGAACGCAGACCCGAAGGCGCGUAAGCUCGGUACACUCCAUGGCUCUCACCAGCGCACAACUUCAACCAUGUCGACAACGUCUACCGUCAACCCUGGCCGUCCUAGCCUGCAGCCUCCUCCCAUUCAAGAAGAAGGCCCGGCUCCGACUGAACCGCCUCUGACGCCGUUCCCGGGUGGCGACAUGAGCGGUCAGCCGCAGGCAAAGGACGAAGAAGUGAGCUCGGAGGACGAGGCAGAGGUCCCUCCCCCGCCACCUCCCCCCAAGGAUGAGGAGCAGUCUCCUCGGGAGACGGGGGAGAGUGAACCCAGCGAGAAGAGUAGUCCAGAGUCCGAGAGGGAAGACAAGGAUUCGAAUCAAGAACAUACCCUUCCGCAGCACAUGCCCGAGGGUGAUGAAGAACCAGCCGGCAAAGGCAAAGAAGGCGAGGAAGAUUUCAAUGAAGUCCCCCUCUGA
This is a messenger RNA of Penicillium oxalicum, 1206 nucleotides long. RefSeq names its product putative chitin biosynthesis protein (Chs5). The coding region runs from base 1 to 1206 and encodes 401 amino acids. Lineage: Eukaryota; Fungi; Ascomycota; Eurotiomycetes; Eurotiales; Aspergillaceae. The record is from RefSeq and is a predicted model, not a curated record. Gene Ontology annotation, biological process: conjugation with cellular fusion; Golgi to plasma membrane transport. The transcript has 2 exons. Gene Ontology annotation, cellular component: exomer complex; trans-Golgi network. Gene Ontology annotation, molecular function: protein dimerization activity.